This is a messenger RNA of Penicillium egyptiacum, 375 nucleotides long. The record is from the annotation of a GenBank genome assembly. NCBI's taxonomy places the organism in Eukaryota, Fungi, Ascomycota, Eurotiomycetes, Eurotiales, Aspergillaceae.
AUGAAAGGGACUGUCUCCUGGUUUUGCGUGUCUUGCCAUAACAGCGAUGCCCAUCGUAUGAAGGUCAAAUUUACAGCACAUGAGCCUGGAUCGUGUCUUGUUUGCGUUUGGUCAUAUCUACUCCCUGCUAAGCGGCGCAUCAAUAUCAAUACACUGUGCGCAAAUUGCUUAGAGGAAACCAACCUUCUAUCAUCGAAGGAACAGCGGGCGUUUAUCCACAAGAAGAAGGAUCAAAUCAUGUUUGAAAGAAGCGUUGCUUGGGUAAAGCAGGAAUGGGACUUUUGGGUCACUUGUCGCGAAUGUCAGCGUAUCAACGAAUCUUUACAACAGAAUAAGGGGUUGCAUGUUCAUCUCGUUGGUGGCGUUAGUAUAUGA